This is a messenger RNA of Thermochaetoides thermophila DSM 1495, 2097 nucleotides long. RefSeq lists its product as uncharacterized. Gene Ontology annotation, biological process: heme biosynthetic process. Gene Ontology annotation, molecular function: protoporphyrinogen oxidase activity, oxygen as acceptor. The record is from RefSeq and is a predicted model, not a curated record. Gene Ontology annotation, cellular component: mitochondrial inner membrane. Bases 1 to 2097 code for a protein of 698 amino acids. The transcript has 4 exons. NCBI's taxonomy places the organism in Eukaryota, Fungi, Ascomycota, Sordariomycetes, Sordariales, Chaetomiaceae.
AUGUACGCAAUCAAGACGCGCUGUCUAGCGCGGACACGGGGCCAAUUACAUGCCGGCAAACAGGUCAACAUUGCCUUCAAGCGCAGCGUCUCAAGCUAUGAGCCAAAAUUCACAGAAAAUGGAAUGGCCUAUCGUGGGAGACCAUAUGUGGUAGACAGGGAGCGUCCUCCACAGUUUGCUCCUCCGCCAAAUGCUCCCGCGCACAUUGCGGUUCUCGGAGGAGGCCUGACAGGUCUCACCACCGCCUUUUACCUCUCCGAGUUCCUUCCAAGCACUAAAAUUACUCUCUAUGAGGCGAGUGAUCGCCUGGGCGGCUGGAUUGAGACCAAGGAGGUUGAAGUGCAGACGCCCGACGGCAUCAAGGGCACUGUUCGCUUCGAGGGCGCCGCCCGUAUGGUCAAGCCGCAGACCCAGCUGUCAGGGCCCCCUAAAUGGGAUGAUCUCAUUUUCUAUGAGCUGGUUCACGCCCUCGGUCUUGCGGACGAGCUGAGACACUCCACGAGUCUUGAGGUAGAUGCUAGUGGCUUUCUGUACUACCCGGAUCACUUGGUCACGAUGCCCAACAACCUGACCUUCAAGCCGCUCUCCCAGCCCCUCAAGACCAUCCGGUCACUAGUUACCUUUGCUCGUCUGCUACUGGAGCCUGCCUUCCGGGGCAUCAUCCCCUCGUUUUUUAAUCUCCUGAAAUCUAACAAAGAGGUAGUGACAAUGCUGGAAAAGAUAUCCAGUCACCAGGCCGACUAUAGCAUCGGGCAGUUCAUAUCCACGCGACUUGGCCGUCCCGAUCAGGUUGACAGGGUAGCUUCGGCCAUCAUCCACGGCAUCAUGGGCGGAGACAUCUGGAAGCUGAGCCUGUUGAGCGGGCCCUGGCAAAACAUGGUUGCUUCGUACCGGCGGAAGGGCAGUCCCGACUCAAUGUCUGCUCUGAACACCCCUGUGCACUGGACUGACUACCGGCUGAUGGAUGUGUUGUGCCGGAACCAGGGCAUCUGGGAUCUGGCUAACAAGUAUCUCCAUGCCAGCGGUAUCUGGUUCCGGAAUGGGUUCCAAACCUUCACAGAUGCCCUUGCUGUCGACCUGAGCAGCAAGCCCAACGUCACAAUUAAACUAGGCGAGCCUGUCGAGUCAGUUCGUUAUGAUGAAGCUUCUGACCGAGUUCUCAUCACGACAGAAACCGAAAAGCAGCCUGUCGCUUAUGAUAAGGUUGUUUCAACUCUCUAUGCCCAAACACUCGCAAACAUCACCAAUGGUCAGCUCCCUGCCCUGGAGAACAUCCCCGCCGUCACCAUUCAACUCGUCAACCUCUGGUACCCGCAGCCCUUGCUCAAUCAUCCUUACCACGGCUUCGGCUACCUCCUCCCUCAAGCCCUCGGCUUCGACCGCAACCCCGAAUGCCUUCUUGGCGUCAUCUUCGAUUCUGACCGUGAAUUCCCCAUUCGCAACCCUGACGGUUCCCCCGUCGAUCCAUCCAACCCCCCCAACCGUGGUGCCGACACCGUCCCUGGCACCAAGCUGACUGUCAUGCUCGGCGGCCACUAUUGGGACGAUUUACCCGACGAGUUCCUCCCCGAUUCUGAAACAGCCAUUGAGCUCGCCAAGCAAGCAGUCGAGCGGCACCUCAACCUGGACCCUUCCAUUUCCGCGCAAGCCGUCGCCCGCGCUAAGCUCUGCCGCCAGUGCAUCCCGCAGAUGCUAGUCGGCCACGUCAACCACUUGUACGCGGCACGCGACCAGCUUGAGCGCAACUUCCACGGCCGGCUGGCCGUCGCCGGGCAAUCGUACACCCUACCUGGCGUACUGCACUGCCUGCGCGCGGCGCGCGACAUGGCAAUGCAAAUUGUCCACAAGGCGGCUGGCAUCCCGACAGAGGAUGACUGGCCGGGUGUGUGGGUCGGCGACACGGGGCUGGAUCGGCUGACAACGCCGCUGCUGCACCAGCCGAUGGAGAUCAUCCCGAAGCCGAUUCUCCCGUUGCGUUAUAAUAGCGGGGCGACAAUGGGGAAGGACCUGUACCAGCAUGUUGAUGCUCUGGGAAGAGUGUGGACAUGGAAGAAUAAAGUCAACAACACAGCGUUUGAGGAUGGGAAGGAUGAGUAA